Molecule: messenger RNA, 835 nt
Organism: Salvelinus sp. IW2-2015
Lineage: Eukaryota; Metazoa; Chordata; Actinopteri; Salmoniformes; Salmonidae
Source: RefSeq, a predicted model, not a curated record
CGGCAAACGGAUCCUAACAGGCACACGGCGAGAAAUACUUCACCACUAUUUAGAAAAUCUAUCGGUAUCUGACUAUUUUUUCGAACAAGCGUAGCUAUAGCAGCAGCCUGACAUGGAUGUGUCAGUGCGGCCUCGGAAUAUCCUAGUUCUGCUUGCCGAUAUGAAAUGCCACAGCAGCAGGGCGAGACUUUGGCUCUUCAGCCUGCAUUAGCCCAGUAGAAGGUUAUCUAACCCCAAACAUGUCUGAGAUUCUGGUUGUUGUAAUAAAGAGGACAGAAAGAAAACCAUGUCAACUCAGCCUCUCAUCAGAUCAAAGCAGACCGAGAAAUCAAUCAAUGGAAUAUCCACACAGGUUGUUUGCACAGAAUUCAGUAACUACAUAUUUAUAGUUCUCACACAGUAUGGAAAGAUUGGCACUUUAGUAUCAGUCACACCUGACUCCAGAUCAGGUGAUAUCAGCACUCCCAUGUUCACCACCAAAGUGUUGCUGGGAAAAGAAGAGGCUUUGACACACGUCUGUGCCAAAAACUUGGCAACAUUUGUGUCACAAGAGGCAAGCAACAGGCCUGUUCUACUGGGAUUGGCACUCAAGGACAGUUCCAUAGAAGCAAUAAAGGCCAUGAAAGAUAUAAUCAAAAGUUGUCAAGUCUGGUAACUACUGGUACAGGGAACGAGCAACAGAAUCGCCUACCUGGAAAGACAAUUUCAGAAAAGACUUCAUACACUUAACACAUUUUUUCCUCGAUGUUUUUGCAUCCUUUAAAAACGUAUUUUGUUAUCUGUUGUUACUUCUAAGCUUGAUGUGGAAAUAAAUGCCAUAUAAAUGGGAAGUUUA